Messenger RNA from Oncorhynchus keta (chum salmon), 4448 nucleotides. Its product is annotated as ribose-phosphate pyrophosphokinase 1-like. Bases 190 to 1152 code for a protein of 320 amino acids. NCBI's taxonomy places the organism in Eukaryota, Metazoa, Chordata, Actinopteri, Salmoniformes, Salmonidae. Gene Ontology annotation, cellular component: ribose phosphate diphosphokinase complex; cytoplasm. The transcript is spliced from 7 exons. The record is from RefSeq and is a predicted model, not a curated record. Gene Ontology annotation, molecular function: ribose phosphate diphosphokinase activity; ATP binding; magnesium ion binding. Gene Ontology annotation, biological process: purine nucleotide biosynthetic process; ribonucleoside monophosphate biosynthetic process; 5-phosphoribose 1-diphosphate biosynthetic process.
GGAAGAAUGACCGGCGCACGCGUGAAGAAGGGAAUGAUGGUGGAUAGGUUGGCAACGCAUCACGCUUGAUGAUAGCUAUCGAUUUCCAACAGUUCACUAGAGCUAAUAGGUCGAACAUCACUCAAAGGUACUUGCUGUUACUAGCACUGUAGCUAGUUCCCGUAGAACGACACCCUGGAACAUAAAAAAAUGCCGAACAUUAAGAUAUUUAGCGGUAGCUCCCAUCGGGAACUGUCUCACAAAAUCGCCGAUCGUCUUGGGAUGGAACUCGGGAAGGUUGUGACCAAGAAAUUCAGCAAUCAAGAAACAUGUGUUGAGAUCGGAGAGAGUGUGCGUGGAGAGGAUGUCUACAUCGUACAGAGCGGAUGUGGGGAGAUCAAUGAUAAUCUGAUGGAGCUGCUGAUUAUGAUCAAUGCGUGUAAAAUCGCCUCGGCCUCCCGAGUCACAGCCGUCAUCCCCUGCUUCCCCUACGCACGGCAGGACAAGAAGGACAAGGUGGGGAGUCGGGCGCCCAUCUCAGCCAAGCUGGUGGCUAACAUGCUGUCUGUGUCUGGGGCUGACCACAUCAUCACUAUGGACCUCCACGCCUCACAGAUCCAGGGUUUCUUCGACAUCCCGGUGGAUAACCUGUAUGCUGAGCCUGCUGUACUGAAGUGGAUCAAGGAGAACAUAGCAGAGUGGAAGACCUGCACCAUCGUCUCUCCAGACGCAGGGGGAGCCAAGAGAGUGACGUCCAUAGCGGACAGACUCAACGUGGACUUUGCUCUGAUUCACAAAGAGAGAAAGAGGGCCAACGAGGUGGAUCGCAUGGUGCUGGUCGGGGACGUCACGGACCGGGUAGCCAUCUUGGUUGAUGACAUGGCAGACACCUGUGGUACUAUCUGUCACGCGGCCGACAAGCUGAUCUCAGCUGGUGCUACCAAGGUGUAUGCCAUCCUGACCCACGGUAUCUUCUCUGGCCCGGCCGUCUCCCGCAUCAACAACGCCUGCUUCGAGGCCGUGGUCGUCACCAACACUAUCCCUCAGGAGGAGAAGAUGAAGACCUGUCCUAAGAUACAGGUGAUUGACAUCUCUAUGAUCCUGGCUGAGGCCAUCCGCAGGACCCACAACGGGGAAUCUGUCUCCUACCUCUUCAGCCACGUCCCCUUGUAACGCCACACACACACACACACACACACUGAGUCACCUGGGGCACCGUUCAGGAGGACACACCACAGAACAUUCAGAUAGAACAGGCAUGGCCAUCUCUCAUGCAGAAUAGGGAAUUUGGGGAACAGAUAUGAUUGUCUUUUAGGUAGAAUAAGGAAUGUGGAGUCGGCUCUUCAUUCCAUUUCUAUGCCCAGUAUUCUGGAAUGUUUCUCAUAAUUGAAUAGAAUCCAUCCCUAGUGUUCUGUUACACCAAACAGAGGAAGAGAGCGAAUGUCCUAUACAAACACCAGGGUUGGGCUCCAUUCCAUUUCAAUACCAGUCAAUUCAAGAAGUACACUGACAUUCCAAUUCUCUUCAAUGCUUUUGAAUUAGGAAAAUGUGGAAUUGGAUUUGGGAUUAGGUUUACUUUCUGAAUCGAUUGAGAUUGAAAUGGAAUUGACACCAACCGGGGGAAACACAACCAUUAUAUUAGCAUCACUCUGCUGCUAAUGCUAACAAACCAUGUAAUAAUUACAAUUAGUAGGAUCAAUGAUUAUUAAUAACGUGUUAAUUUUGAGUCUCUCUCUCUCCCCUAAACAGUGAUAGCAUCCCAAAUGGCACCCUUUUCCUACAUAUUGAGCUUAUUUUGACAAGUGCCAUAUGGGCCCUGGUCAAAAGUAGUGCACUGUAUUGGGAGUAGGGUGCAAUGUCUAUCGGGGGGGGAAGGUAAGCUUUGAUUAUUUAUUUUAAGUGGGUGAACUCAUGCAUGCAUACAUACAUACAUACAUACAUACAUACAUACAUACAUACAUACAUACAGUGGGGCAAAAAAGUAUUUAGUCAGACACCAAUUGUGCAAGUUCUCCCACUUAAAAAGAUGAGAGGCCUGUAAUUUUCAUCAUAGGUACACUUCAACUAUGACAGAAAAAAUCCAGAAAAUCACAUUUGUAGGAUUUUUUUAUGAAUUUAUUUGCAAAUUAUGGUGGAAAAUAAGUAUUUGUUCACCUACAAACAAGCCAGAUUUCUGGCUCUCACAGACCUGUAACUUCUUCUUUGAGAGGCUCCUCUGUCCUCCACUCGUUACCUGUAUUAAUGGCACCUGUUUAAACUUGAUAUCAGUAUAAAAGACACCUGUCCACAACCUCAAACAGUCACACUCCAAACUCCACUAUGGCCAAGACCAAAGAGCACCAGGCUGGGAAGACUGAAUCUGCAAUAGGUAAGCAGUUUGGUUUGAAGAAAUCAACUGUGGGAGCAAUUAUUAGGAAAUGGAAGACAUACAAGACCACUGAUAAUCUCCCUCGAUCUGGGGCUCCACGCAAGAUCUCACCCCGUGGGGUCAAAAUGAUCACAAGAACGGUGAGCAAAAAUCCCAGAACCACACGGGGGGACCUAGUGAAUCACCUGCAGAGAGCUGGGACCAAAGUAACAAAGCCUACCAUGAGUAACACACUACGCCACCAGGUACUCAAAUCCUGCAGUGCCAGACGUGUCCCCCUGCUUAAGCCAGUACAUGUCCAGGCCCGUCUGAAGUUUGCUAGAGAGCAUUUGGAUGAUCCAGAAGAAGAUUGGGAGAAUGUCGUAUGGUCAGAUGAAACCAAAAUAUAACUUUUUGGUAAAAACUCAACUCGUCGUGUUUGGAGGGCAAAGAAUGCUGAGUUGCAUCCAAAGAACACCAUACCUACUGUGAAGCAUGGGGGUGGAAACAUCAUGCUUUGGGGCUGUUUUUCUGCAAAGGGACCAGGACGACUGAUUCGUGUAAAGGAAAGAAUGAAUGUGGCCAUGUAUCGUGAGAUUUUGAGUGAAAACCUCCUUCCAUCAAACAAGGGCAUUGAAGAUGAAACGUGGCUGGGUCUUUCAGCAUGACAAUGAUCCCAAACACACCGCCCGGGCAACGAAGGAGUGGCUUCGUAAGAAGCAUUUCAAGGUCCUGGAGUGGCCUAGCCAGUCUCCAGAUCUCAACCCCUCAGAAAAUCUUUGGAGGGAGUUGAAAGUCCGUGUUGCCCAGCAACAGCCCCAAAACAUCACUGCUCUAGAGGAGAUAUGCAUGGAGGAAUGGGCCAAAAUACCAGCAACAGUGUGUGAAAACCUUGUGAAGACUUACAGAAAACAUUUGACCUCUGUCAUUGCCAACAAAGGGUAUAUAUCAAAGUAUUGAGAAACUUUUGUUAUUGACCAAAUACUUAUUUUCCAUCAUAAUUUGCUAAUAAAUUCAUUAAAAAUCCUACAAUGUUUUGUCUGUCAUAGUUGAAGUGUACUUAUGAUGAAAAUUACAGGCCUCUCUCAUCUUUUUAAGUUGGAGAACUUGCACAAUUGGUGGCUGACUAAAUACUUUUUUGCUCCACUGUACAUGCAUACAUGUCUUUACCUAAUGUGAACAUUCUCCUCCUCCUUCAUAAUACUGCUGUUACAGUACUUCUGCUAUGCUACAAAAAGAGGGUGAGAUAGAUGGUUGGAUGUUGACUGACUUCAGGUCAGUGGAGGCUGCUGAUUGGACAACGACUCAUAAUAAUGGCCAGAACGGUAUCAAACACCUGGAGAACUCGUUGGAUCUAUUUGAUACCAUUCCACCUAUUCCACUCCAGUCAUUACCGCGAGCCCAUCCUCUCCAAUUAAGGUGCCACCAACCUCCUGUGCUUCAGGUAUUUUAUUAUUUUGGUCAUUUCAUUUUAUCAGUUUGAAAGACGAGGUCAUAGUAAGUUAAGUGAAUCAGAAUGAGCUAUAGUUUACAAUGCCACUGAUGUUCCUCUGGGUGAUUCAACAUAGUCUGUAGAGACUUAAGUCUUUAAAAAAAGGAGGCAAUCCAGGAUUGAUGCUUCUAAAUUAAUUAUAUAUAGCCACUGAAUAAUAUAAAGUAUAAAUGCCUCUUACGUGACCUGCAUCUGUAGCUCUGUCUAGGAAUUUGAGUGGGUACACUCCUUCAACCCCAUCCCUCAGCUGCUAAGCUAAACAAGUAGCAGGGUGACUGCCUCUCUUAAGACUAUUGGGAAUCAUUCUUUCAGUGUGGGUGCAGAGGAGGCAGGUUUUGCUCUUCGACGUUGUCGUUUUGAAGUUGUCUAGAAGCUGUUGUUGUUUAGCUGGAGGUCAUAGCUCUGCAGGAUGGAGCUUCCUAGAAAACACAAGUCUUUAUCUGCUAUUUUACAUAUUUACUUCAUUUUUUUUCAAUAACAUUUUGUAUAAUAAACUCUCGAAAAAGUGGUAUCCGUCUGACUUUUAAAGUUUCGUGUAUGUGCUUAUAUUCUGUUUUAGCAUAAGAUGAAUCAGUGCACCAAAUAUGUGAUGGCUGAAUGUGAUCUUAUUAAAGAGAUGGUGAAAAUGAA